Messenger RNA from Kazachstania africana CBS 2517, 810 nucleotides. RefSeq names its product Cur1p (gene CUR1). The record is from RefSeq and is a predicted model, not a curated record. The transcript has a single exon. Lineage: Eukaryota; Fungi; Ascomycota; Saccharomycetes; Saccharomycetales; Saccharomycetaceae. Bases 1 to 810 code for a protein of 269 amino acids.
AUGUUUUCUUUUUUAGCACCAACAGUUUUCGAUACACUACCAACUUUUAAAAGUGGUGUUGCAAACCACUAUGGUAAUUGCAUCAACAAUGAUCCAUUUGUCCCUAAGUAUAAAAGAAGGAGGCCAUGUAGCAGCCCUCAACCAAGUCAGUUGAGAGAACUACCAUCGAUAGAUUACAGUCUGGAGAAACGUCCUUACGGUUACCAACUUUCGUUACAGAAAUAUAUUCCAAAAUCAGUACUAUUACACCAACUGGAGAAAAAGUUGCAUACAAUAAAAAACAAUAUUUACAAGCCCAAUUAUGAAAUAGUCACCGAUAUAUUUGGUCAGCAACAUUAUGUGGAAGACCAAUCAACCGAAGAGGCCUAUACGAAUGCGGCUAUUGAAGUUUUAAGGUCUAAUUUGGAUGAAAUCAAAUCUGACUUGGCUAGAGAAAUAUUUAAGCAUUGUCGCUUUUGUCUCGAUAAAGAAAACAACAUUCUAAAGGUGAAGCUGGUUAAUUUAAGUCACGAAUUUCAGUUGGAUGGCUCACUUACAAAGCUCUAUGUAUCGAAUUACAGCAUAAAUGAGGACGACUUAAAAUUCGAUGUUGCUUCUAUAACAAUUCACAUUGAAACAACUGAUGCUAGGGGCUCAGACGACAAUGGAGAGCCGCUUAUAGAGAGUAGUGAUGCAAGUAAAGAGAGUAAAAUCAACUAUUUGAAAAGAAAGGAAGAAAUGUAUAAGAAUAAUCAAAAGAGAACACAUAAUUUGAGGCAUCUAAGGCACAAAAAAAUAAGCCAAGGCAAUCAAGUGCACCUUCAAUGCUAG